GGGUGCAUCUCUGGUCGUUCCGUCGAAGCACUUGAAGCAUGUCACUUACCUCCGCUUAGCUUUGCACCUCUGUUUUCUAACUCCGUAGCUUCUACGCGUUUUAUUGCAUGUUUUUUUUCUUUCUUUUUUUCUUCUCGUUUGCCGUUGAAGCGUCGCUUCAUAGACGGCGCCGGCUGUAAAAGUCACUGCGCUUGUUCUGCUAACUUGAAGAAGCAAAUAUUUUUAUUUCACCUUGGCCUUUGCGUUAUGUAUGAGCUGUUUUUGUAGACGCUGCCGUCAGCUUGGCAUAACACCAACGUCUCCCGCACAUCGUUACAGCUGUCUUUGUGUAUUAUAUAAGGCAUCCCUGCUGCAUUUCACAUUUUUUCCCUGGCUGGACUCAAACAGCAGCCAAAAGCAACCGGCUAUUUAAGGGGAUUUUCGUUCGUGCGAGUUUUUCUUCUCUCUGCCAUAAUCAUCGAUUGAGCCUCUCGCGUUUUAUUUUCAUCUUCCCUUCUGCGCUUUCGUUGACGCAAGCACGAAGAAAGAGGAGUCCAAACAUUUUUGUUUACCUUGCGUGAAUUUUAUUUUCUAAAGCUGUUGAACUUUUUUUCCUCGCCCGCUUUCUCUGUUUUCUUCACUAUAUAUAUCUGUAUUUUCUUAGUCAUGCCGAAGCAGAAGAAGGGAGGUGGCCGUGGCACCGUCGUGAAGAAUUUGUGGGACCUCUCCGAGCUGCAGGCGACGCUGCCCAGCAGCCACAUCCGUUCCGCCAACACCGCCGCGACGUACCGCCAUCCGCGGCCGGUGCGCAACGUCAACACCGCCGUGCUAAAACGGGCUUUCAUGCUGCAAAACUUCCAGUUUAUCCUGCGCGGCGACCUUCUGACGAUCAGCUCCUCCCAAGGACUUCCGCAGGGGCAGCGGAAGUUGAUGGAGUGCAUUCAGUCGAGCGACAGCAUCGUGCCGUGGGAGACGGUGCACUCGGUGGUGAUGCGCACGACGCCGGACGAGUUUCAGUGUCCGAUUUGCAUGGAAAUGCCGGUCGCCCCGCGCAUUACGGAGUGCGGCCACGUCUACUGCCUGCCGUGCAUUCUGCAGUACAUGAGUCGGCAGAAGGCAGCGGGGGCGCCGCGCACCUGCCCGAUGUGCCAUGAUCAGCUCACGCUCUACACCCUGCGUCCCUGCGUCCUCCAACCGGUGCUGCCCUUAAAGGCGGGCAUGCAGGCCCGGUUUGAUCUCUUCAAGCGGCAGCGCUACUCCUGCGUCCUGCGCCGCUACGACGACCCUUUUCUCUCGCGCCCCUCUCCCCCUCCGCAGGUGGGCGGGCGGCCCGCCAUCGACCUGCCGCCCUACAUGGAGCCUAGCUCCUACCAGAGCCGCUACGUCGUGGCCACGGCGGCCUACGAGGCGAACCAGCGCUGCGCCGACGCGACGAGCAUCUCGGAGAGGAUGCGGGAGUUGGAGUUGGAAGGCGCCGCCCAGCCGCUGAACGAGUCCGACGCCGAAGUCGAGAAAUUUUUACUCGACGCGCUGAAUGAGGUCACGAAGGAGCCAAAGGCGCUGGCGCAGUCGAUGGUGCGCAACUCCCCUCCCUUGGCCCCGCGUCCUGCCUCGAAAGCGGUAGGCGGGGAGGAGGACGAUUACUUGGAGCUGUACGCCGAGGGAGAUGGUCAGCCCUUCUACCUGCACAUGCUCACCGUCAAGAUGUUGAAGCACGAUGCGAAGCUGCGCCACACCGCGCUGCCCGACACCGUCACCGGCACGAUCGAGGAGAUCGUCACGAUGGAGCAGAACGAGGAGACCCGGCACAUCUACAAAGUCUUCUCGCACGUUCCGCUUCACGGAACCAUUAAACUGUGCGUGUUGAACGUUGAUGCGAUGUUACUGGCGGAGACCCGCACGGCCUUCGCUGCGACGGUGCGGAAGAUGGCGAAUGAGCGAGCGCAGCGGCGGCUCCGCGAUGACCAAGUGGCGCGCGAGGACACUUCGUGGAAGCAGUACCUCCACAAAUACAGCGGUCAGCAACGCAGUGGUGGGGGUGGUGCGGGCACCUCGAGUUUCUCCCCCGACACGGCUCCCUCCGAUUUCUCCAUUGACACCGAGAGUCUGCCGUACUUGCAGCUGCCCUCGUCCGGCUCAGCCGGCAGCGACCACGGACUGCCGCCCAGCACACUCGACACCCGCCAGCGUGCCACAAAGCGGCAGGAGUUGCAGCCGCUUUUGGUGGACUCUGUCGCCUUGCGUGACGACGCCGGCGCGCUGGCAAGCGCUGCUGCUUCGACGUCGCUCAUGACGCCCACGACAAACACCUCCAGCAAUACCGGUGGGGGCUGCUGGGCACAGGGCAGCGCGGCGAAGCUGUUUGCGAAGCAUGCCAAGACGGAGGGGCCCACCGCCACCUGGGGUGGGCACGCCUUCCACGCCAAGCCGUAG
Molecule: messenger RNA, 2412 nt
Organism: Leptomonas pyrrhocoris
Lineage: Eukaryota; Euglenozoa; Kinetoplastea; Trypanosomatida; Trypanosomatidae
Exons: 1
Coding region: 646-2412 (588 amino acids)
Biological process (GO): positive regulation of transcription by RNA polymerase II
Molecular function (GO): transcription cis-regulatory region binding; metal ion binding
Source: RefSeq, a predicted model, not a curated record